UUGGCUUCAUCACAUUCUUGUUUCAAUUUCCCUUUUUCACUGCAUCAACUUUUUGUGCCUUUUUCUUUUUUCACCGAUAGAGCUGGCAUUCUAAGAGCUGAAAUAUUGAACUCGUUGAUGGCCAUGGUGGUUUAGAAAUACAGACCGCAGAUUGGCGUCAGAGCUUUGUAGUAUCCGACACGGAAAGGUUGGUUUCUGAUUUGUUUAUUUCUUUCUUCCUUUUUAUGGGAAGUUUUCGGUGGGGGUAGAUGAGCAAACUCGGACGGAGAAAACAAUGUUUACUUUGAAUAUUUGGACCAGUUGGCAUGUUUCAUGAAAGCAAGAAAGUAACAAACGGUUGCAUGCAUUGAAUGAACUCCUUUUGUUCAUUUCUCCAUUUUCCUACUGAAUUUUGGGUAGAAGAAGGAACUGGAUCGGUGGGUCUGAAAAUCUGACUUUAAAGAUCUCAUUCUCUGGAGGAAAAAGCCAAACCCAAACAAAAAUCAAAGAGGUUGAAGCAGAAUUCAAGGAGAUAUAAUCGAAGAUUUUGGGUCUUCUUUAUUUUAAUCGGUCUGCUGAUUUCUUGGAAAAAGAUGGUUGGAAGUAUUAAGGUCAAGAGUCAGAACUUGCACUCAAACGGGUCUGUUCAGAAUUGUGCUAUCAUGGAGGAGAAGCUUGAUGAACUCCGGCAUCUUCUUGGAAAGGCUGAAGGGGAUAUAUUGAAGAUUGUGGGUGUGGGGGCCGGUGCUUGGGGCAGUGUAUUUGCUGCUUUGCUGCAAGACAACUAUGGUCAAUUCCGAGAAAAGGUUCAAAUCAGGAUAUGGAGAAGGCCGGGAAGAACAGUGGACAAGGCCACGGCAGAGCAUCUGUUUGAAGUCAUCAAUUCCAGAGAGGAUGUGUUGAGGAGGCUGAUCCGGCGCUGCGCAUACUUAAAGUAUGUUGAAGCAAGACUGGGGGAUCGGACCCUUCUUGCAGACGAGAUUUUGAAAGAUGGGUUUUGCUUAAACAUGAUUCACACACCCCUCUGUCCUUUAAAGGUUGUGACUAACUUGCAGGAGGCUGUUUGGGAUGCUGACAUUGUGGUCAAUGGCUUGCCUUCAACUGAAACCCGGGAAGUGUUUGAAGAGAUCAACCAUUAUUGGAAGGAGAGGAUUACAGUUCCCAUCAUUAUUUCUUUGUCAAAGGGUAUAGAGGCUGCUCUAGAACCCCUCCCACAUAUCAUCACUCCCACACAAAUGAUUAACCGAGCAACUGGUGUAGCUAUGGAAAACAUUCUUUACCUUGGAGGACCAAACAUUGCCUCAGAGAUUUACAACAAGGAGUAUGCGAAUGCUCGAAUAUGUGGAGCUGAGAAGUGGAGGAAACCUCUUGCCAAGUUUCUGAGGCUACCCCAUUUCAUUGUAUGGGACAACAGUGACCUUGUCACUCAUGAAGUUAUGGGUGGCUUAAAGAAUGUGUAUGCCAUUGGAGCCGGAAUGGUAGCAGCCCUGACCAAUGAGAGUGCUACCAGCAAAUCUGUAUACUUUGCACAUUGUACAUCAGAGAUGAUCUUCAUUACUCAUUUGUUGGCUGAAGAACCCGAAAAGCUUGCGGGGCCUUUGCUGGCUGACACCUAUGUGACCCUGUUGAAAGGUCGCAAUGCGUGGUAUGGCCAAAUGUUAGCCAAGGGGGAACUGAACCUGGACAUGGGUGAUAGCAUUAGUGGCAAGGGAAUGAUUCAGGGAGUCUCUGCAGUGGGAGCAUUCUAUGAACUACUGAGUCAGUCAAGCUUGAGCGUGUUGCAUCCUGAAGAAAACAAGCCUGUGGCUCCUGUUGAGCUCUGCCCCAUCUUGAAGACACUAUACAGAAUUCUAAUAACAAGGGAACUUGCAUCACAAGGCAUUCUUCAAGCAUUAAGAGAUGAAACCUUGAACGAUCCCAGGGAAAGGAUUGAGAUUGCACAGACUCAUGCUUUCUACAGGCCUUCUCUUCUUGGCCAGCCUUAGACUGGGUUUUGUAAUUUGAAUUGAGCAUCGUUUCCAUUCAUUUCAUGGGAAGUACCUUUUUUUGUUUUGUUUUUUCCUUUGGGGGGGGGCCGGCUUUGUUUUGUUUUCCAAUGCCAUUGAAUGUUCAACAGGCUUUAUUUAUAAAAUAAUAAAAAAAUAUUUAGCUGCUAA
Messenger RNA from Vitis riparia (riverbank grape), 2135 nucleotides. RefSeq names its product glycerol-3-phosphate dehydrogenase [NAD(+)] GPDHC1, cytosolic. The coding region runs from base 573 to 1964 and encodes 463 amino acids. Gene Ontology annotation, cellular component: glycerol-3-phosphate dehydrogenase (FAD) complex; cytosol. Gene Ontology annotation, biological process: glycerol-3-phosphate catabolic process; carbohydrate metabolic process. The transcript is spliced from 6 exons. Lineage: Eukaryota; Viridiplantae; Streptophyta; Magnoliopsida; Vitales; Vitaceae. The record is from RefSeq and is a predicted model, not a curated record. Gene Ontology annotation, molecular function: NAD binding; glycerol-3-phosphate dehydrogenase [NAD(P)+] activity.